AUGAAUCGAAUAUUCUCAUUGUUUCAUAAUAAGAAUGAUGCACCAUUAUCAAAAAUAUCUCGUAAGAAUUUUAUUGAGUCAUUAAUUGUUCAUAAACAGACAAAAGAAUUUUCAUCAUGUUUACGACAAAAAGAUGAUCGAACAUUAUGUAUUGAUGGAUUUUUUGAUUUAUUACCAAAAAUACUUGAUGAAAAUUAUAUGUUGAAUUUAUUUGAAUUAAUUUAUAAAAAAUCACGAUUAACAUCAAAACAAUUAUCAACAAUAAUUGUCAAUAAACUUUCACGUGCAAUUUUUGAUGAAAAUUUUGAUUUAUGUGAAAAAAUUCUACAUUUACCAUUUCAAUCUUUACAAAUGUCUUUAUCAACUUUUGCACUUAUUAAAUUGACUCAUGCAUGUUUAAAUAAGAAUCAAUUAAUUCGAUGUUUAUCAAUUUUAAUUGACAAAAAUCUUCCUUAUGAUACUGAAUAUUUUUCUUGGAUCUUAAUAACUAUUUUUGAACAUUAUAUAAUAGGUGAUGAAAUUAUUAUUGAACAUCUAUUAAAUCUUAAAAAAAAUAGUAAUGUAUUAUCUACACGUUAUGGAAAUAAUAAUAUUACACCAUUAAUGCUUUUCUUUCAUUUAUAUUCAAACAAUAAAUGUCAGAUACUGAUUGAUAAUUAUUUAUCGAAUAUUAAUGAUCAAUCGAUAUUACUUCAAUGUGAUAGAUGGAAUCGUUCAUAUUUAAUGCAUCUAUUAUGUGGACAAUGUCAACAUGAAUCUGAAGAAAAUUCUUUUGAAAUAUUACCUGAUGAUAUUUUAGAUAUAAAUAAAAAACUUCUUAAUCGAUGUCCACAUGCUUUAGUUAUUCUUUCGAAAUUUUCAAUGUUGUAUAAGUUAGGAAAUAAAUGUGAUACAAUAAUUAAAACAAUUUUAACAUCACAAUAUUGUCUUUCACUGCGAAUUAUUUUAUUUAAUUUUUUAUUAGAAAAUGAUUCAUCAAUGGAACUUAAAUUUAAUGAAUUUUUCAAUUAUUUUCCUCCACAAUCUAUUCCAAUUUAUUCGAAUUAUCUCAAACGAUUAGUUCAUAAACAUAAUUUAAAUUCUGCUCUUGCUUCUGUAUUAUUCAAUCAUCGAAAUAAUCAAUCUAUUGAACAAACAAUUAAAUUUCUUUUGCAACAAGGUGCUCGUAUAGAUCAUAUGAAAAAUAUGAAUUAUAUUAUAACUACUCUACUUUCAAAUAAUCGUUCAAUGAUUCCAUUCAUGCUACUUGAUUAUUCAUUGUAUAUUGAUAUACCUUAUCAGAUGUGGUUAAACGAACGAAGUCCAAGCAUGACUUUAUAUAUAUGUCGCAUUAUUCAGUGCGGUUAUCCUAAUGAAUUUCGAACAAAAUUUCAAGAAUUCAAGUCUCAUCUAUCUGCACAAACAGUGAAAGUAAUAGAAAAAUUUAUUGAUUUAAAAAAUCCAUUAUGUUUAUCAAAAUUGUGUUUACAAAAAUUAAGAAGUUCAUUGAAAAAUUUAGGUGAUGAAACAAAUGAUAAAUUAAAAGUUUAUAUACCAAAUCGAUUAAGAAAAUCGAUAACAUUCUUUGGAUACGAUGAAUGUCUAACAUAUUUUCGAUUGGUUAUAAAUACUGGAUAA
Rotaria sp. Silwood1 is the source of this 1617-nucleotide messenger RNA. The record is from the annotation of a GenBank genome assembly. NCBI's taxonomy places the organism in Eukaryota, Metazoa, Rotifera, Eurotatoria, Philodinida, Philodinidae.